AUUAUUGAUUUGUGUCUUUUGUUGGCUACAAUUAAAAGGCGAUUUUCUGGCGUAACAGAAAUUGGAGGCUCGUCCUGGAUAACGUAAAUAUCCUAUUGAAAAUAUUUCAGUAUUUUUAUUAGAACUAGCUAACAAAAUUCUACGAAAUGGCAUUUGAUGCCAGUAAAUUUUUGAAAACGCCAGACCUGGAGGGGUUUGAUAAUUUUAAAAAAGACGAAUUAGUGUUGCUUGCUAAGCAUCUGAAAUUAGACUUAAGAGUAUCUAUGAGAAAACAAAUUAUAAAAAAAUUGAUAAUAGAUUAUUUAGUUGACUCAAAAAUAUUUGGUGAAAAGGCUCUUGAACUCAAGGUCGAAAAUGUUGACGCUAUCAAAUUAAAACAGCUUGAAUUAGAAAAUGAACUCAAAAUAAAACAGUUGGAAAAAGAAGAAAGACAGGUAGAACUCGAAAUGAAGGAAAGAUUAGAGAUGGAGAAAAAAGAAAAAGAAGAAAGGUUAGAGAUUGAGAAAAAAGAAAAAGAAGAAAGGUUAGAAAUGGAGAAAAAAGAAAAAGAAGAUGAAUUUAAAUUAAAACAAGAUGAAUUGAAAUUAAAACAGGCAGAACUUGAAAUGAGGGAAAGGUUAGAGAUUGAGAAAAUGAAAAUUGGAAUGGCAAAAGAAGAAAACAACACUAAAUUCUAAUCAAAAUCAAAACAUUUUAAUUUUGAUGCAGCAUAAAAUAUACGUUUGGUUCCCAAAUUUUGUUAAAAAACUGUUGAUAAAUUUUUUU
Mytilus californianus (California mussel) is the source of this 765-nucleotide messenger RNA. RefSeq names its product protein enabled homolog. The record is from RefSeq and is a predicted model, not a curated record. The transcript has 2 exons. The coding region runs from base 147 to 677 and encodes 176 amino acids. Lineage: Eukaryota; Metazoa; Mollusca; Bivalvia; Mytilida; Mytilidae.